AUGGGUUUCGAGAAACAGAAACGGAAUCGCAACUCCUUCCUGAUUGAGAGAGAGGACAUCGUCGAGUGGAGGCGGCGGUAUUUGAGGGCAAUCAGAAAGCACAGAACCCAGAACCGCAAGAUCUACUUCCAGGACGAGACUUGGGUGAACGCCGGCCUCACAGUUGACAAGGUGUGGACCGACAGCGCCAUAAAGUCAGCAAGGCAAGCCUUCAUGUCUGGACUGACGACCGGGCUAAAGGUUCCUUUUGGAAAAGGUGAAAGAGUGAUUGUCACCCACGCAGGUAGUGACACUGGCUUCGUGUCCGGCUGCCUGAACGUGUUCCGUGGGAAGAAGAAGGGGGACUACCACGAUGAAAUGGACUCGAACAGGUUUGAAGCAUGGUUUCUUCAUCUGCUGGACCACAUCGAGCCUAACAGCGUAAUCGUUAUAGACAACGCGCCAUACCACAGCAGAAAGGCUGAAGCUGUUCCCACAACUGCUACAAAGAAGGGCGAGAUCCAGCAGUGA
Molecule: messenger RNA, 510 nt
Organism: Ixodes scapularis (black-legged tick)
Lineage: Eukaryota; Metazoa; Arthropoda; Arachnida; Ixodida; Ixodidae
Exons: 1
Coding region: 1-510 (169 amino acids)
Molecular function (GO): nucleic acid binding
Source: RefSeq, a predicted model, not a curated record